Molecule: messenger RNA, 1026 nt
Organism: Micromonas pusilla CCMP1545
Lineage: Eukaryota; Viridiplantae; Chlorophyta; Mamiellophyceae; Mamiellales; Mamiellaceae
Exons: 3
Coding region: 1-1026 (341 amino acids)
Source: RefSeq, a predicted model, not a curated record
AUGUCGUCCUCCGCGCUCGCUUUCCGCACCGUCGUGUCGUCGCGCGCGCCGCCGCGCCGCUCGAAGACGACCGCGCGUCGCGCCGCGACGCCGUCGCCGCGCGUCGUCGUCGUCCGCUCAUCGGAAGCGCAGCAGACCGCGUCGACUGAACCGGCGCCCGCGCCGGUCGCGCCGCCGUCCGAGAAACCUAUCGUCGUCUUCGGCGCGAACGGGAAGACGGGCAAGCGAUGCGUCGCGCACGCCGCGAAGGCUGGCGUCCCGGUCGUCGCGUGCACGCGCUCGGGAUCGUUCGCGUCCGCGGACCUCGCGAUGAGCGCGGACGAUCAAAAGCUAGUCACCGCCAAAGCCGGCGACGUCUCGAAAGCGUCCCAGGCUGAGCUCGAGGCGCUCGUGUCCGGCGCCGGCGCGAUCAUCUUCGCCGCGUCGGCGUCCCCCGGCGGCGGCUCCCCGCAGGACGUCGACAAAGCCGGCCUCGUCGCCGUCGCGCGCGCGGCGAUCGCUGCGAACGUCCCGCGGCUCGUGAUCGUCUCCUCCGGGUCCGUGUCCAAGCCGCUGUCGCCCGUGUACGUCUUCCUGAACUUCUUCGGGGGCAUCAUGCGCGCGAAGAUCGAGGGCGAGGACGCCGUUCGCGCGUUGUACUUUAAUCGCGAAGACGCGGACUACGUGUGCGUGCGGCCCGGAGGACUCACGGAGGACCCCGGACAGGGCGUCCGCGCGAUCGAGCUGAACCAGGGCGAUGAUAAGAGCGGGCGGAUCUCGCGCGAGGACGUCGCCGCGAUCUGCGUCGAGGCGGCGCGCGCGGCGGGGACGCCGGCGGCGAAGAACGCGACGUUCGAGUGCUACUGGAAGGACACCGCGAAGAGUCUCGGAGAGGUGGGACUCUCGAAUAUGAUGGGCGGCACGUCGAACGAGGCGGAGUACGUCUCCGGGAAGGAGAGGCGCGGGGAGAGCUGGGAGGAGCUGUUCGACGGGUUGGAGUCGGACGCCGCGGGGGUCGCGCAGCAAGGGUGGGGGCCGUCGUUGUGA